CUGGUUCGUUGUGGUGGCCUGUAAAAUGCACGCUAUACGGCGGAGUUUCCUUCUACCUGUUUACCUGGCCACCUUAGGUGUUGUGGCAGUUUUCAUAGCUCCGGUCAUCAUCUUCUACCAGAAUUUGAGUAAAACCAAUGGUGCUAAUUACACAAUGACAGAGUACUGCUUUGACAUCACAAAUGGCAAUGGCCUAAGUCAAAACGCUGUCUGGUAUGAAAAGCUAGUUUGGGAUAUCACUCAUUCCCUCUGUCCCAAUGACAUGACCAACCAAAGAGAAAUAGGCUUCUUAGUUGGCUCUUCACUCUGCUGGUGGUUGGGUUGGGUGCUCUGCACUGUCUACAUCUGGGGACUCCAGCUGCAGCGGAUCGAGAGGACCGAGCAUCUGCUUGUGAGAAGGAUGUACGAAGGGGCCUUUAUGGAACAGUCCAUAAUGCUCAACAUGCGAUUUGAGACUCAGAGGAUUAAAAAAAACCAUAAGCAAGAUGACCCAGUUACAGUGUUUCUGUGUGCAACAAUGUGGCAUGAGAGUCAUGACGAAAUGAUGAAAAUGAUCAUCUCAAUGUUCAGGCUGGACAGAUACAGGCCAAAGAAUAACCCCAACAAUGAUGUUAGCUUUGAGUCCCACAUUUACUUUGACGAUGCUUUUAAAGAGGUGAAAGGCAGUGAAGAACGAUUUGUGAAUGAAUAUGCAGAGAACUUGGUGGAGGUUAUCCAAAUGGUUUACAAAAUUUUCACUGAUGAGGACCCGCACAUCGUCAAAGAAAGCCAAUUAGGUAAAAGUCAGAGGAUCAUUCGUACCCCUUACGGAGGUCGACUGGAGUUCACUCUCCCUCAUGGAAACCACCUGAUGGUGCACUUUAAGGACAAACUACUGAUCCGCCACAAGAAGAGAUGGUCUCAGAUCAUGUACUUGUACUACAUUCUUGGCUGGCAACUCAACAGGAAGUAUUUCAUGCAUUUUCAAGACCUUAAAAAAGAGCAUGACAAAGAGUUUGAAAAAGAGACAAAGCUCAAGAAUAGAAUGAAGAAAGAGAAGGCCAACACCUACCUCCUGGCUCUGGAUGGGGACACAGACUUCCAGCCUUCUGCUGUAAUGCUCCUGGUAGACCGACUGAAACGCUACCCAGAUGUAGGUGCGGCAUGUGGAAGGAUCCAUCCAACAGGCACAGGUCCUAUGGUUUGGUACCAGAAGUUUGAGUAUGCUGUGGGCCACUGGCUUCAGAAGACAGCAGAGCAUGUGUUUGGUUGUGUGCUCUGCAGCCCCGGAUGCUUCAGUCUGUUCAGAAGUGCAGCCCUCAUGGACGACAACAUCACCAAGAAAUACACCACCAAGUCUACAGAAGCCAUCCACUAUAUACAGUACGAUCAAGGUGAAGACCGCUGGCUCUGCACUCUCCUUCUGCAGCAGGGCUGGAGGGUGGAGUACAACGCUGCAUCAGAUGCCUACACCAAUGCCCCUCAGGAAUUCAAGGAGUUCUACAACCAGAGGCGGCGCUGGAGUCCCUCCACUUUGGCCAACGCUGUCGACCUGCUGCGCACAGGGUCUCUGACCUCCAUGAAGAACCGCUCCAUCUCCAGACUCUUUAUCCUCUACCAGAUUAUCAAUUUGGUCACCUCUAUCCUAGGCCCAGCCACCAUCUGCUUAAUGAUUGCAGGAUGCUUGCAGAUAAUUCUUCAAAUAGAUGCCAACUUCGCUCUGUUCCUUUCAGUGGUUCCUCCAGUCAUAUAUCUGAUUCUGUGCUUCAAGCUGAAGUCAGACACACAGAUCACCAUAGCAGCCGUCUUGAGUGUCUUCUACGCUUUCCUCAUGAUUGCAACUGCUGUCUCUGUCAUCGGUACUAUAGUUAGGCAGCAGACCAUUUGGUCUCCCAGUGCAUUGUUUCUCAUUACUAUGGUGCUGAUGAAUAUCAUCACAGCAGCUCUCCAUCCAAAGGAGUUCAGUCUGAUCAUUUAUGGCCUCCUCUACUUCGUCUGUAUCCCAAGUGCCUACCUCCUGCUGACCAUCUACUCAAUGGUCAACAUGAACAAUGUGUCCUGGGGCACCAGGGAGACAGGUGGCCCAGCUGCUGCUAAACCAGCCACCCCGACCAUUACACAGCGCAUCCUACAGGCCGAGUGCUGCAAAUGUCUCUGCUUGGACAGUGUUAAAGCAGCAGAACAGACUGACCAGGUGACAGAAAUGGUCAUUCUGGAUGAUAAGACAAAUGUGAACCUUGAUCAGAACUCUCAAGGAAAUGACAGGAAUGUGGAAUUCCCUCCUCAAAACACUGAAGCAAACUGGGUAACACAUUUACAGAAUAUGGCCCGUGACUUCCCUCUGAAUGAACAACAUCUUGUGACGGAAGAGGAGACAUUUUGAAAAGAGCUCCAAGAGGAUUAUUUGAAACCGUUGGCUGAGGAUAAAGAACAACAAAAUAAAAUUGUGCAUGAUCUAAAGGACAUUAGAAAUAAGAUUACUUGUAUCCUCUUCAUCUGCAAUGCCAUGUGGCUGGUGGCAGCUUUUACUAUUCAAGUCAUUGGGACCUCAGUCACCAUCACCGUCCCAAAGGAAACUCUCAAUCUGACUACUAGUGAGAAUCUAUACAUCGAUCCAAUAGGAUUGAUCUUCCUAUUAGGAUUCACAACUUUACUGUUGAUCCAGUUUUUGGGCAUGUUCUACCACAGAGUUUACACUCUGAUCCAUUUUGUGGCAUUUUCGAGUAUGAAGUCCAAGACUGUUGGAAGUCCAUCAAAUGAGGUCGUACAGAAUAUGGAUACGCAAGAAACUGAAGACAACACAUACUUAGAUGAAUCCCUGACAAUAGAGAAUCCUUCAGCAGUCCAGUAUAAAAAAGCAACCAUUGUGUGAGGUUCUAAACCUCUUAGACAACAGGGGCGUGGCGGCAUUAAAUGAUCCUUGCCACCCUAGCAUUGACUUGAAAAUUAUGAACCUAUAACAUGUAGGAUGAUUUCCAUUCAGUAAAUAUUCAUAUGUAUUUUAGUAUACGUUUCAUAUUCAUGUAACAUAGUUUUUUUUAAAACAAUGAAUUGUUUUAAUCGUGGCUAGCGCGGCUAAUGCCAGACAUGGUUCAGCAUUUCACAUAGCUAAAUGCUGAAAUAUUAUUUAUUUUUUUAGCUAUGUUGGUUUCUCAGUAAUAUUGUAAUAAACAUUGUUGUGUUUCUAAGCAUGCAAUUUUCCGGUCCAAAACACAGUUAAUGAAUUCUUCACAGUCUAAUUAAAGUGAUGGUCGUUCACAGAA
Messenger RNA from Esox lucius (northern pike), 3242 nucleotides. Its product is annotated as chitin synthase chs-2-like. The transcript has 16 exons. NCBI's taxonomy places the organism in Eukaryota, Metazoa, Chordata, Actinopteri, Esociformes, Esocidae. Gene Ontology annotation, cellular component: cell periphery; cell septum. Gene Ontology annotation, molecular function: chitin synthase activity. The coding region runs from base 26 to 2362 and encodes 778 amino acids. The record is from RefSeq and is a predicted model, not a curated record.